UUAUGAUGUCUUUUAAGUUGUUUAGAUUAUUUCUUUCGACAGUUUAGUUUCAAUAUCAACGGGAAUCGCGUUUAUUUUAUUUUUGUUCAUUACUAUUUUCUCAAAACUAGGUCAAAACGUGUGUGUGUCUCGGUAUUUAGUUGAUAAAAAUCAACCAAACCAAACAACCUGUUUUCUUCUUCUGCUGUACUUCACGCAUUCAAAUAUCAAAAUGUAUUAAACAAAAGCAAAGAGCUUUUUGAGUUUUCAACAAUUAUUAUAAGUGGAAUCUGAUUAAAAGAAAGUAACGUACACUCAACGAUUCAAUUAGCAUACUUUUUUUUCCCCAAAUAUAAAAAAUAAUACAACUCGAACUUUAAUUUAAAAAAAAAAAAAACUUUAAUAAAAACCAAAACAACCCAGGCCAGAGCAUGAACAGAAUAUUGCGAGGCAUUCUUCUUUAUCGGAAUACGGACCGACUGCAAAUGGUUAAGGAAUUCGAACAAGUUCGCGACCACCCUGAGCCAAAAGCUGUGUUCUUUACAUGCAUGGACAGUCGUAUGAUUCCAACCAGAUUUACAGAGACUCAUGUUGGGGACAUGUUUGUUGUGCGUAAUCCAGGAAAUGUCAUUCCCCAUGCCCAUCACUUUGAAGAUGAAUAUUUUAGCUGCGAACCCGCUGCUCUCGAGCUAGGAUGUGUGAUCAACAGUGUGCGACACAUUAUCGUUUGUGGCCAUAGCGAUUGUAAAGCAAUGAAUCUUCUUUAUCAAUUAAAGGAUCCUGAUUUUAGCUCACAAAAAAAUCGUCGUCUUUCUCCCCUUCGCUCCUGGAUGUGUACUCAUGCUGGAUCGAGUUUGACUAAAUUCACAGAAUGGAAAAACAACGGAAUGAAGGACCCUCUCAUAUUUUCCUCAGAAACAUCUACAAGAAAAUUCGUAGCCUACAUUGAUCCUGAAAGCAAAUUCGCACUCGAAGACAAACUUUCACAAAUUAACACAUUACAUCAGGUUUCAAAUGUUGCAUCGUAUGGAUUUCUUAAGGAAAGAUUAAAAACUCACGACUUGCAUAUCCAUGCACUUUGGUUCGAUAUCUACACAGGAGAUGUCUAUUUUUUCAGUCGAGCUGCCAAGAGAUUUGUUCCAGUCGAUGAGGACAAUUUUCAUAAGCUUUCCGAAGAAGUUCGAAAAUAUUAUUCAUAAUAGACGAGAAACAAGAAAGUGGAAAAGCCAUGGUGAUUGAUGUUUUUAAAAGACAACGUGAUAUUUUUAUGUAAAUAGCUUAGUCACUGUUUUUUCGUUUUUCUUUUUACAUAAAGUUUAAAGAGAAUUUAUUUCCUUGUAUAUUAGUCUAUAGUUUAAAUGUUUAUAACGAUAUUCAAAAAAUAUAUAUUAUCAUUAAUA
This is a messenger RNA of Eupeodes corollae, 1379 nucleotides long. It is a transcript of the gene CAHbeta, whose product is annotated as beta carbonic anhydrase 1. NCBI's taxonomy places the organism in Eukaryota, Metazoa, Arthropoda, Insecta, Diptera, Syrphidae. The record is from RefSeq and is a predicted model, not a curated record. The transcript has 4 exons. Gene Ontology annotation, molecular function: carbonate dehydratase activity; zinc ion binding. Bases 411 to 1178 code for a protein of 255 amino acids.